Messenger RNA from Populus trichocarpa (black cottonwood), 1730 nucleotides. Its product is annotated as ABSCISIC ACID-INSENSITIVE 5-like protein 5. Gene Ontology annotation, cellular component: nucleus. Bases 181 to 1407 code for a protein of 408 amino acids. The transcript is spliced from 5 exons. NCBI's taxonomy places the organism in Eukaryota, Viridiplantae, Streptophyta, Magnoliopsida, Malpighiales, Salicaceae. Gene Ontology annotation, biological process: positive regulation of DNA-templated transcription. Gene Ontology annotation, molecular function: DNA-binding transcription factor activity. The record is from RefSeq and is a predicted model, not a curated record.
AAAUAGAAAAAGGUGAAAAGACAGUCGACACUUGGCGCAUCCAGAAGCCCUAAAUAAUCGAGGAAGAAGGAAACCAAAGACAUACUUGGAAACGCAGACAGAGAAAGAACGAAGCCAGCAAAAACAAAGAGACUUGACCAAUAAUACAAACACAAAAUCGAAGUAUAUGAUAUAUUGAAAAUGGGGACUAAUUUCAAUUUCAAGAGCUUCACAAAUGACCCGUCAGAUGCCGGUGGUGGCCGGCCACCGGGGAAUUUUCCGUUGGCUAGUCAGUCAUCGAUCUAUUCUUUAACGCUUGAAGAACUUCAAAACACCAUGGGAGGAUCAUUAGGGAAGGAUUUUGGGUCAAUGAACAUGGAUGAGCUAUUAAAGAGUAUAUGGAGUGCAGAGGAGACGCAGACCGUGGCAACAGCAACCUCUGCUGGGGUACAAGAUGGUGUUGGUCUCCAGCGACAGGGCUCGCUGACGCUGCCGCGGACACUGAGCCUGAAGACGGUGGAUGAGGUCUGGAAAGACAUGUCAAAGGAAUAUGCUAUUAAUGGGACUAGUGCUGGAGUUGCUAAUAAUGUGCCCCAGAGGCAGCCUACCUUAGGAGAGAUAACUUUGGAGGAGUUCUUGGUGAGAGCUGGGGUGGUGAGGGAGGAUAUUCCAGUGGCUGCAAAGAUUAAUACUAAUGGUGGAUUUUUUGGUGAUUUAUCGCGGUUAGCCAAUAAUAGUUCAGCAAUUGGGUUUCAGCAGAAUAGGGGUGUGGGAUUGAAUAACAAUAAUACCAAUCAAAUCUCGUUGCAAUCUUCGAAUUUGCCUUUGAAUGGUAACGGGUUUAGAUCAAAUCAGGCACAGGUGCAACAGCAGCAGCAGCAACAACAAAUAUUUCCUAAGCAGCCUAAUAUGGGAUAUGUGACACAGAUGCCUCCACAAAGUAGUCCUGGAAUUAGAGGUGGAAUUCUGGGGAUUGGAGAUCAAGGGAUCAAUAGCAAUUUGAUGCAGGGUGGAGGGAUGGGAGUGGUUGGAUUAGGUGUCGCUACAGGGUCACCUGCGAACCAGCUGUCAUCGGAUGGAAUUGGGAAGAGUAAUGGGGAUACAUCUUCAGUAUCUCCAGUGCCUUAUGUAUUUAGUGGAAGUGGAAGGGGAAGGAGAGCAGGUGGCGCAGUUGAGAAGGUGGUUGAGAGGAGGCAGAGGAGAAUGAUUAAGAACAGAGAGUCAGCUGCAAGGUCUCGUGCUCGCAAGCAGGCUUAUACGAUGGAAUUGGAAGCAGAAGUGGCAAAGUUAAAAGCGGAAAACGAAGAAUUGCAGAAGAAACAGGCUGAAAUGAUGGAAAUGCAGAAAAAUCAGGUUAUGGAGAUGAUGACUUUGCAGCAGGGGGGUAAGAGGCGGUGCUUGAGACGAACUCAGACAGGUCCAUGGUGAAUUGAAAGGGUCGUCUGUGAUUAUACAGUUGAAAAUUAUGUAUGGUAGGUGACUGUACAUAUUUAAUGGAAAUGUGUUUUCUUCUGUAAAUGGAGAAGACAUGAGUUUUACAGUGAGAAGAUCCAGAGUUUUACUGUGACUUAGAUUAAACCCUCCAAUAUCUACAAUCUGUGUUUGCAUAUCCUCUGAACUUCUUUGAAUAGGUAAUUAGAUUGGCAAGGAAAGGAAGCAAAUUCAUUGUGUUAGGAACCAUUUCAUCCAUGUUUUCCUCAGAGUUGUAUUUCUUCUUCUUUUUUUCAUUUCAUAGUGAUCGAUUUUUUUCA